Molecule: messenger RNA, 798 nt
Organism: Cylindrotheca closterium
Lineage: Eukaryota; Bacillariophyta; Bacillariophyceae; Bacillariales; Bacillariaceae
Source: the annotation of a GenBank genome assembly
AUGUCGAUGGCAAGGAUAAAACUUUUAUUGGUUGUCAUAUUAUGGAUGGGCAUCACCCAUCAUCAUCAUCACACGGAAGCCUAUUCAAUAAACAACAAGAAGCCCACACCUUACAAUAACCACGAAGCCGAGACGAUAAACCGCCGAGCUUGGCUGCAACAGCAAGUUUCUAUUCUGGGCUCUUCCUUGGUAGUUUUUGCAUCAACAUGGUCGUCUCUUCCAACCACCUCGUGUGCCAAAUCUCCACCAUUAUCGCCAACCCAAAAUCCCCUCGAAAGCAUCAAGGAAUCCCAAGCCACCUUGGACAAACUCUUGUCCAAUUGGAAACGCGCCACGAUUGAUUGUACUUUUGCCGAUGUUCCCCGUGAAUUGCUGGAAACCAAAAACAAAGAGCUGCUAUUAGAGAAGGCCAGUAUCUUUGCCCUCUUUGACAAGUCUGUCUCCGUGGAAACCUGCAAGACGACCAAUCGCAUCGUGAGAGAUUACUUGGGAGUGACGGGGAAGGGACCAUUGGUGGGGAUUGACAAAAAGUUGAAACGAGGAUUGGACUUUGUGUCGCCAGAUGAUGUGGAAGAUUAUGUGGCUGCUCUCGAAAGCUUUUCACAGUCAUUAUCCAAGGCGAGUUCAUUGAGUUACACUGCCGGGGUUGCUGACUUUGAUGCUGUCAACAACUUUCCCAAAGAUGCCGUAGACGACACCAAUGAAAAUAGCAAUCUGGAACAGGCCAAGUUGGCCAUAUCACAAGCAAAAGAUAACUUGGAUCUAAUUGUCAAGUAUUUGGAAGCUGGAUCCGCAUGA